AUGGGUUCUCAUUUUAUUUUUGGUGUAGCAUUUUCAAACUUUCUACAUUGCAUACUUUUUGCUGUAGAAGCAGUGGCUGCACGGUAUUGCAGAUACAACAACUUCUGGUUCAUGGAAGAGAUUACUAGCCAUGGUUUUAAUGGUAUUAAUAAUGCUGCAAAGAAGAAGAGAAGCCAAACUUCUCGCCGACCUUUAGAUGAUGUGAGCAAGAUCUCAAGUGAUGAGAAUGUUGGUUCUGAUAAUAAAUCUAAGCAGAAAGAGCGAGAAACCCCAAAAAGGGGUAAGAGGGAGGAUGGAGGAUUUAACAUUUUCUACAAUAAUGAACCAGGGCAAAGUGGUCGUAACAACAAACGUGCUAGUGAAGGUGUGCUUGCCCCUGCUAACUGGAGAAGGAAUGGUGAAAGCCAGAGUCCAGGGCUGUUGGGAGUGAAUAGUGAUGGUUUAGGAAAUGAGAGUAAGGUGAACAAAGUUAAGCUCAAGCUUGGUGGUGUCACACACACCAUACAGGCCAACUCCACAGCCAACGUUGUGACCGGAAAUGCUUCAAAGAAUUCCCAAUCCCCAGAUGACUUCAGACCAAGGCAGAAACAGAAACUUCAGGGAAUUUCCGAUGGUAGCCUUUCCCCUCCAGAUAAGAGAGCUGGCCAUCGAGGGAGAGGUGGCUUUAGUUUUGGGAAGGAGAAUCCAUUGAUGGGGAAGAGCUCUGGAAAGAAUUCCUCUGGGAAACAAGGAGAUCACCCUGGUGCUUUUCGAAAGAGCAAGCGGGUAUCUAAGAGGUGUGUGCUGGAUGGAGAAUUUGAAGAUGAUGAUGAUGACGAGAUUAGAUACCUGGAGAAACUUAAAACUUCAAAGUCCACUUCAGGAUGUAAAGAUGAUGAUGAAGAAUCAGGCCAAAAACAUCAGAAACUUUCUAGAUUGUCUAAUUUGGAAAAUAUUGGCUCUUCAAGGUCAGUCAAAGAGGGAAAGAAAAAGUCCAGGCCUGAUAGAGUGUCUCGGGACACUGACUAUGAGGACGAAGAAGAGGAGCCAGCGUCUGAUGGUGAUACCGUUGAUAGAGAGAAUGAAAAACAGAAGAAAGAAUCUAUCGAUUCAUUGAUGGAUAAUAAGAGGGGAAUAGCACUGACGACACGACAAAGGGCACUUCAGUCUAGCAAAGAAAGCUCUUCUGCUCCAGGUCCAAGUUUAAUUGAGUUUCCAAAUGGUUUACCACCUGGCCCACCUAGAAAGCAAAAGGAGAAACUCACAGAAGUGGAACAGCAACUUAAAAAAGCGGAAGCUGCACAGAGACGAAGAAUGCAAGUUGAGAAGGCUAAUAGGGAACAAGAGGCUGAGGCUAUUAGAAAAAUACUUGGUCAAGAUUCCAGCAGGGAGAAGCGGAAAGCACUACAGAAGAAGCGCCAGGAUGCAUUGGCACAGGAGAAGGCUGCAGAUGCCCUGUUGCUUGCAUCAAGUACUAUCAGAUGGGUCAAGGGUCCUACUGGGACUGUUGUGACAUUUCCCAAAGAUAUGGGCCUCCCUAGUAUUUUUGAAUCAAAACCCUGCAGUUAUCCUCCUCGACGUGAGAAUUGUGUGGGUCCAUCUUGUACUAACCCAUACAAGUAUCGAGAUUCGAAAUCCAAGCUUCCUCUUUGCAGUCUCCAGUGCUAUAAAGCAGUCCAAGAAAAACUCCAGGCUGAAACUACAUGCUGAUAUUGCCAAUAAUCUUGGUCCUGCUGUGGCACAUGAGAUAGUUCUGCACAUUAAUAUUUGUAAAUCUUUGUUUGGAGGCUGGCAGAAGUUAAUGUUCUUUCUAACUUCAUUUAUUUAGGGACAUGGAUACGUGUAUUCUCAUUGGCUGUAUAUACAGCCCAACUUAACAUGGUACACAGCAUUUGCCUGCUGAACUUUGUGUUGCACAUUAAUAAGAGGAUUUGAUUAGUCUUGUUGUAA
Molecule: messenger RNA, 1929 nt
Organism: Mangifera indica (mango)
Lineage: Eukaryota; Viridiplantae; Streptophyta; Magnoliopsida; Sapindales; Anacardiaceae
Exons: 7
Coding region: 1-1689 (562 amino acids)
Biological process (GO): chromatin remodeling
Cellular component (GO): Ino80 complex
Source: RefSeq, a predicted model, not a curated record